AUGCGCAGGAUGACUCUUCUCUCCAGCAUCAAAAGCGACGGAACGCUUAAUGCAAACGAUCUAUCAUCAGAAUUCAACCUGAUAUAUCAAAAUCUUGAAGCAAAUGUCAACUCAGGCCAUAACUUGGACCAGUGUAAAGAUGAUAUAAUCUCCCUUUCAAAGCAGCUAACUUCUGUGUCGAGUCUGCUAUCACGUUUCGAUCAAGAACUGUACUCCACCAAGAUUGACCAACUAUUGAAGAAAAUCACAACAAAGCAAUUGACGUUGGCAAAAGAGGACCGCCGUUCACGUUGGAAAUCCAUGGGACUUCGCGCAAAACAUACUGCCAGCCCGCCAGUUUCUUCUGAUCGAAAAGUUGUUGCAAGUCCAACUACAGAAAAAACAGUUGACCCGAAACCUGAGAUAAAGGACACUGAUAUAAAGUACCAGAUAUCCACCAAGUCAUAUCAAAAUCUCAACAACUGUAAACUCAGCUGGACGGGCGAUGAUAUACUGCAAGAAUAUGCCACUUUGCAAGUUCAGAACGUAAAGAAAUCCACUAUAUACUUCAAUAUUGUGCCGUUCAACCAAGGGAGUUUACUUCUAGAGGGGUUCCAAGACAGCUAUGUCAUCAUAAUAACACCGGAAAAAAGUAAUUUGCAACUACGACUACACAAGAUGGAUAACUGUAAACUCUAUAUCAAACGGCAAGCCGGGUCAGAAGUUCAAGAUGUAGUCAUCGAAGACUUUUCACACUGCGUAUUUCACAAGGAUACAAAAGAUUACGUGCGCAUUCAUAAUUUCAAUCAAUUAACUUACCAAAAUAAGGAAUCAAAUGACGGCUACACGUUCGUUGAAUUUGAAGUACAAGAACCCUUAGAGCCACUGUCAGCCUCAUAG
Messenger RNA from Kluyveromyces marxianus DMKU3-1042, 879 nucleotides. RefSeq names its product GTPase-activating protein CIN2 (gene CIN2). The record is from RefSeq and is a predicted model, not a curated record. Bases 1 to 879 code for a protein of 292 amino acids. The transcript has 2 exons. NCBI's taxonomy places the organism in Eukaryota, Fungi, Ascomycota, Saccharomycetes, Saccharomycetales, Saccharomycetaceae.